Messenger RNA from Hippoglossus stenolepis (Pacific halibut), 2071 nucleotides. RefSeq names its product caprin-2. Gene Ontology annotation, molecular function: protein binding. The transcript has 10 exons. Lineage: Eukaryota; Metazoa; Chordata; Actinopteri; Pleuronectiformes; Pleuronectidae. The record is from RefSeq and is a predicted model, not a curated record. The coding region runs from base 611 to 1414 and encodes 267 amino acids.
ACAGUCAUCUGGAUUGCCCUCUCCUCUGGUAGUUCAGACAGACUUGAGAAGCCCAGCGGAUUUCCUGCUCAAAGCAAUUCAUUCCACCCCACUGCCUACUAGGCUUACGGAGCACAAAGCCAGUCUGACCAGUGGAGAUCAGUGCCUGGAGUCCAGUAACCUGGAGCUUACCGCAAAGGACACACCUCAUGUAAGAAGCAACUCAUUGGAGCCACUUCAGUUGGCUGAUAAAAAGGCAUUUCCCUCACCGCCACUGUACCGCAGGGAGUCCAUCAUUUCUGUGUGCCUGGAUGAGAGGAGCCAUCCUCAUACACCUGUUGCUGAGUUUGAGCUCACCCCAUUACAUAAGCAUUGUCCAUGCAAUGGGGUGGGAUCUUGCACCCCUACCACCCCUCAGGGACAGACUUUCUCUACACCCCCCACCAGGAGAUCUCUCCCCUCUGCACAAUUUCAGGACAUCCAUUCUGUCUUCAAGGUGAAUACAUCAUCUCCCCAGAAUGGGGAACUGAACUACAAACCAGAAUCUGUAGUUUUCUCUGAGUGCAGUUACAGUACUGCCAGUACACAAACCCCACCUGAGUUUGCGCCCUCAGAAGACGAACCACAGCCCAUGUACCAGUCAGAUUAUAUUGUGGAAAAUGAUGUGCAGAUGUUCCUGUCCCCUGGCCGCUCAGGAGGAAGCAUGUGUCGACCUGGUCAGUCAUACUACACUAGAGGAUCCGUGAGAGGAGGAUCCUACAUUCCCCAGGCUCAUCUCAGGGAUUCUGGUCCUGUCCGCUAUGCUGUAAGGGACCCUGGAUACCAACACAAAAAUGAAGGAGGGAGGCAUAACUCCAGUGCAGCAUGGAGUGAUUGUUCCCAGUUGAGUAGCCCAGACCGGGAGGGAUCCUUCACCAUUGUUGACUCUGGGCUAGGUGACUCAUUGUCAGUCUCCACUGUGGAGGUCUCACUUACUCCCCACAGCCAACACCACCCUGCAAUGUUACCAAUGCAACUCUACCCACUCUCCCAGCCUCUGCAAGUGGCCUUCACUGCCUCUCGCACUGCCAACUUUGCCCCGUGUAAUCUGGACCAACCUAUUGUGUUUGACCAGCUACACAGCAAUCUGGGGGAGAUGUACGACACCCGUAUCGGCCGCUUCACCUGCCCUGUCAACGGAACGUAUGUCUUCAUCUUCCACAUUCUGAAGCUCGCCAUCACCGUGCCGCUCUAUAUCAACCUCAUGCGCAACGAGGAUGUGAUGGUGUCCGCUUAUGCCAAUGAUGGAGCCCCAGAUCAUGAGACAGCCAGCAACCACGCCAUCCUGCCUCUCUUCCAAGGGGACCAAGUUUGGCUUCGUUUGCAUCGUGGUGCUAUCUAUGGCAGCACCUGGAAGUACAGCACCUUCUCUGGCUUCCUAUUGUACCAAGACUGAACUGCUGUCAGCUGAACAGUCCUCCCAGUGUGUGGGGUGGUUGCUUUGCACUGAAUGGCGAUUAAACUGACAUUUUAGUGUUGUGGUCAGGCGACAUACAAGUGUGCUUUUUUUCUUUCUUUCUACAAUAAAGACCAUUCAUGACAAAGUGUCAGUGGCCAAAUUAUAUGAUCCGUAUUCCAGUUAACAACUCCAUUUGAAAUGGGGAUUAUAUUUAUCAAAGUUACCUGAUUGUCCACGAAUGUGUACUUCAGGAUGGUUGUGCUCAAUUUGAGUGCGAUACUAGUACAACUGGGCCUUGACCACAUCAUCUUGCUGUUGCACUUAAGUUGUUCAGUCAUUUGCUCACUGGUUUCAGUGAAAACUCUAAUGUAAUUUUGUGCCUUUUGUAAUCUGAAUGGCUUUUGACUAACAAAAUGUGGAACAUCAAAUUAACUGAAUGUAUGGCUGAAUUGUAACUAUCAGAACUCCACUUGAAGCUGAACUCGUGCAUUCAGUCUAUCAUUGCUGUGUGUGAAUCUGAAAGACAGAUUGUGUUCUGAUUGGGUGGUGGGUAUAGUGUCAAACACUAAGCCAUAUUGUUGUCCAGAAAGAUAACUGUAAAAACAUCGACGUGGUCCCUUCAUUUUCCGAAUGUUAAAUAAAAUAUGAGCAGUA